Molecule: messenger RNA, 1746 nt
Organism: Pieris brassicae (large cabbage white)
Lineage: Eukaryota; Metazoa; Arthropoda; Insecta; Lepidoptera; Pieridae
Exons: 2
Coding region: 1-1731 (576 amino acids)
Source: RefSeq, a predicted model, not a curated record
AUGGCGUGUAUUUUGGAUAAUUUAUAUUUGAUAGAGAAUGUUGUUAUUAAAAAGGGUGUGAAUAUAUCACCUUGCAGUAUUGGAUUAGAGUUUUAUGUGACGUUAGAGUAUGUAGAUGACUCUACAGUCGAUGUGAGUGGAGACCAAUGUUGCUUGGUAGACGAUGGCCAGGAAGACUGUGACGAACUCAGGAUUGUAGGAGGAUGUAAUGAUUAUAUUCCUCAUGGAACUCCUAAAACUUUGGUUCUAAUAGCGCCAAUACUUAACCCGUAUCAGAGAAAAGGUUAUUGUUCCAUAUUCGUUGACACGAAAGCUUCAGAUCACACAAACAAACGAGAUAUAGUUUUAAUCGAAUUCGAUACUACCGCCAAUGAAACAAAUGAUAUCAAAAUAUGUAAGAACGAGGAUGAGGACCCGCUUAACGACUGCAAACCGGUUGAUUGUGAUAGUUUUCAUAAUACUAAGAAACCAUUCUAUAAUCCUAAAUAUAAAAGAUGUGUAGAAGUACCGAGAUGUGCAGAUACUGCUAUUUAUAGCCCCCUUUCUAAUGAAUGUGUUGAAGAACCUAUCAGUGAAGACGAUAUAGAAUAUUUGAAACAACAUGAUGGUAAAGUUAGAAAUACUAAAGAUAUUCUCAUAAUACAAAAUAGAAUGAAUGACACAAGCGUAAGUCAUAAUGAAGCAAAACCUCCUAAAAUUACGCCUCCAAGAAAUAUACCAGCCGACGACACUAUAUACUUUAAAAUGUUGGUAAGAAAGUGCUUCGUUGGUCAUAAUACGUCAGUGAUAAUUCUUAGUGUUAUAGUUGUUCUACAAUGUGGUUUGAUAUUUGCCUUACUCUAUUGCAUUGCGAAGAGCUGUACCUGUUUUAAAGAAAAGAAAGUAGUAAGAAAGUUUUUCAACUACAGACAAGAUGCGACAGUAACGACGCCUCUAAUAAAUACAAGUAACAUGGAUACGGAAAUAGAUGACCAAUUUCUUAGUGACUCAUCCAAAGUCGAUCAAAAAAUAAAGUGUUAUAAAGCAUGCCAGAAAGAAACUGAAAAUGCCAGAGCUAGCAUGUCUGAUGAUAUUUUAUCAAAAUGCCUUAAUCGACGUGAUUGGAAACAUACUAGAUCUGAUACAAUACCUGAAGAUGCAGAGAAUGAUAUUAAAAGAAUAGAGAAUGAUAAUAAGGAAACUAAAGUUAUGUUUGAGGACGAAAUAAAACAUGCUCAAACAAGUACAGAGAAACGGGAUACUAGUGAAAAAUCAGUUGAAGUCAACCGAUCUUCUGAAACAGAGAUCCGAUGUCACAACUACGUAUCAAACGUUCCAAGCUUCAAUCAGAACAUUAGCGCACGUUAUGUUACUGAACAACCUCGUCGUACAGUCUCCAAAUCAACAGAAAAAGGUGCUCAGGCAUAUUUCUCGAAUGAUUCGCUCGAUGAAUACUUAUCUGAACGUGGAAUGAUAUAUUUAGCUGGUGAGAAUAUUUCGAAAUACACGUUUACUUCUAACUCGACGGAAAAUAAGCCAUCCACGACAUCUAUUUCGAGUAAGACUUCGAAGAACAUUAUGCAAAAAGUUCUCUCGAUGAUGCAUAAGAAAUCAAAAGUGCCUCUUUCUGAUCCAGGAAAAAAGGAAUUAGAUUUGCAGUUGUUGCAUAUGUCAAAAGGAACUAUGUAUUCAUCAAGUAAUGAUUCAGAGUACCGAGCGUAUAGGAAAAAAGACUCUAGGACGUCGCUGUAGGUUGGAUUAGGUGAA